AUGAGGCUGUUCCGCCGCCGCUACAGCACCUUGAAGGUGGCCUUGGCGGGCGCCGUCUUCGUCCUCUUCCUCUUCAUCCUCCAGAAAGACGUGGGGAGCAAGGAGCCGGGCGAGGAGCCGUGGCUGCGGAACAUCGUGCAGGGCAAGGACCAGGUGCUGGACCUGAUGCUGGGCGCCGUGCGGGACCUGCGGGACUCGAUGCCGCGGCUGCAGAUCGGGGCCCCGGAGCCGCCGCCGGAGCCGCUGCCCAGCGCCCGCUCCUGCCUGCCCGGCGUCUACACCGCGGCCGAGCUGCGGCCGCUCAUGGAGAGACCCCCCCAGGACCCCGCCAGCCCCGGGGCCGACGGAAAAGCCUUCAAGAAGGAUCGCUGGACGCCCGAGGAGACCAAGGAGAAGGAGAGGGGCUAUGAGAAGCAUUGCUUCAACGCCUUCGCCAGCGAUCGCAUCUCCCUGCAGCGGGCGCUGGGCCCCGACAGCCGCCCCCCAGAGUGCAUCGAUCAGAAGUUCAAGCGCUGCCCUCCCCUCCCCACCACCAGCGUGGUCAUCGUGUUCCACAACGAGGCCUGGUCCACCCUGCUCCGCACGGUCUACAGCGUGCUGCACUCGUCCCCGGCCCGGCUGCUCCGCGAGGUCAUCCUGGUGGACGACGCCAGCACGGACGAGUACCUGAAGGAGGAGCUGGAUCGCUACGUGGAGCAGCUGCAGAUCGUGCGCGUGGUGCGGCAGCGGGAGCGCAAGGGGCUCAUCACGGCGCGGCUGCUGGGGGCCAGCGUGGCCAGCGGGGAGGUGCUGACCUUCCUGGACGCCCACUGCGAGUGUUUCCACGGAUGGCUGGAGCCGCUCCUGUCCCGCAUCGCCGAGGAGCCCACGGCCGUCGUGAGCCCCGACAUCGCCACCAUUGACCUCAACACCUUCGAGUUCUCCAAGCCUGUCCAGAACGGGAAGCAGCACAGCCGGGGCAACUUCGACUGGAGCCUGACUUUCGGCUGGGAGGUCAUUCCCGCGCGGGAGAGACAGCGCAGGAAGGAUGAGACCUUCCCCAUCAAGUCCCCGACCUUCGCAGGUGGCCUCUUUGCCAUCUCCAGGUCCUACUUUGAGCACAUCGGCUCCUACGACGACCAGAUGGAGAUCUGGGGGGGUGAGAACGUGGAAAUGUCCUUCAGGGUGUGGCAGUGCGGGGGACAGGUGGAGAUCAUCCCCUGCUCCGUCGUGGGCCACGUGUUCCGCUCCAAGAGCCCCCACACCUUCCCCAAGGGCACGCAGGUGAUCUCCCGGAACCAGGUGCGCCUGGCCGAGGUCUGGAUGGACGACUACAAGGAGAUCUUCUACCGCCGCAACCAGCAAGCUGCCCAGAUGGCCAGAGAGAAGACGUUUGGUGACAUCACAGAGCGGCGCAGGCUGCGGGAGCGGCUGCACUGCAGGAACUUCACCUGGUACCUGCAGAACGUGUACCCCGAGAUGUUCGUGCCCGACCUGACCCCGGCGUUCUACGGAGCAAUAAAAAACGAGGGCACCAAGAGCUGCCUGGACGUGGGGGAGAACAACCACGGUGGGAAACCUCUCAUCAUGUACCCCUGCCACGGGCUGGGGGGCAACCAGUACUUUGAGUACACGAGCCAGCGGGAGCUGCGCCACAACAUCGGCAAGGAGCUGUGCCUGCGCGGGGACGCGGGCACGGCCGAGAUGGGCGAGUGCCAGUUCCGAGGGAAGCCCGGCCGGGUGCCCGCCAGCGAGGAGUGGGACUUGGCGCAGAACCGGCUGAUCAAGAACUUGGCCUCGGGGAUGUGUCUGACGGCCCGGGGGAAGCACCCGGCCCUCGUUCCCUGCGACCUCACGGACCCGCACCAGCUCUGGUCCUUCACCUAA
This is a messenger RNA of Onychostruthus taczanowskii (white-rumped snowfinch), 1866 nucleotides long. RefSeq names its product polypeptide N-acetylgalactosaminyltransferase 6 (gene GALNT6). Gene Ontology annotation, cellular component: Golgi apparatus. Bases 1 to 1866 code for a protein of 621 amino acids. The transcript is spliced from 10 exons. NCBI's taxonomy places the organism in Eukaryota, Metazoa, Chordata, Aves, Passeriformes, Passeridae. The record is from RefSeq and is a predicted model, not a curated record.